CUGGUGUUGUUAUCAGCGUACGCUUCGUCUGCUCAUUAAAUUGCGUGUACCCCGUCAGGUUUAAUUUAUUUUUCAAAAACUAGAAAACUAGUUUUCUGCUAAAUUCCCCAUUAAAAAUAUUUAUUUUUCUAUAAAUAUUUAGUUCUACCAGAUGACUUAAGUACCAGGACGCCGGUUUGUUAGGAAAAGUAUUUAAAACUAAUUAAAUUAGCGCAGGUUAUCGGCACAUAUUUAAAAGGAAUUAUGUCCGGAGCAGCUAUAGCAAUCAAUGCUGCUGUGUCGGGAGCUGCUUACUACAUGGCGGUUCGGAUGAUACCUCGCUUCCGGGAUAUGUUCAUCAAGGCGAACCUAUUUGGCAGCGAUCUCUGCAAAAAGGACAAACCACAGGUUCCUGAAUCCUUUGGCGUGCUCAUUGGAUGCGUGUAUCUCGUCUCACUUUUUCUUUUCAUCCCUAUUCCUUUUGCCUUCGAUGAGGCGGCUGCCACGGAUGCAGUUACUGGGGGAAAGCCCGACACUUUUCCACACGACAAGUUUGUAGAAUUGAUUGCCGCCUUGCUAUCCAUUUGCUGUAUGAUCUUCCUAGGCUUUGCCGACGACGUUUUGGAUUUGCGGUGGCGCCACAAGUUGUUGCUGCCAACGAUUGCAACGCUUCCUUUGCUUAUGGUGUACUAUGUUAACUACAAUUCAACAACAAUUAUUAUGCCGAACUUUGCUAGGGACCUUUUUGGAACCUCACUGAACAUAGGCGUGCUGUACUACAUCUUUAUGGGCAUGCUAGCUGUUUUUUGCACAAAUGCAAUUAACAUUUUGGCGGGCAUUAAUGGUCUGGAAGUAGGCCAGUCUUUAAUAAUUGCUGGGUCGAUUCUGGUUUUUAACUGCAUAGAACUAUACCUGGGUCAUCAAGUAGACUCGCAUAUUUUUUCCAUCUACCUUAUGCUACCGUUCCUUGCGACUACCUUGGCGCUUUGGAAGUUCAACAAAUAUCCUUCUCAGGUGUUUGUUGGUGACACAUAUUGCUACUUUGCUGGAAUGACCUUUGCCGUCGUGGGUAUCCUGGGCCACUUUAGCAAGACUCUGUUGCUGUUCUUCCUGCCACAGGUUCUAAACUUCCUGUAUUCCACGCCGCAGUUGUUUCAUUUUGUGCCUUGCCCGCGUCAUCGGCUCCCUAAGUACGACAGCAAGACCGAUUUGCUGCAUAUCAGCACCACGGAGUUCCGUAUAGAGGAACUAAACAUCGUGGGACGGUUGAUGGUCACCAUUCUGCGUAAACUGCGGCUGAUCAGCUGGCACGCGAAAGCAGACGGAUUGGUCAGGACCAACAACUUUACUCUGAUCAACUUUGUGUUGUUCAUCUUCGGUCCAGUCCACGAGCGAGUGGUCACCCAGAUGCUGAUGGGAUUCCAGGCGGUGUGUACAUUAAUAGCGUUGACCAUUCGCUACCCGCUGGCCAAUUACUUUUACGAAAAAACGUAAUUUUUAUAAGAACUUUAUGUUGGUUUUUAAUAGAGCAAGCCGUUGUUUUGUUGUCUAUACAAAACUGGACACAUCUAGUUUUAUUGCUGACACCAUAUAUAUUUCCCAAAAGCAAUAUUUAAGAAAAUCCUUUAUAUCUAUGCAAUCCUCUUGAAUAAAAAAAGAUUCAAA
Molecule: messenger RNA, 1644 nt
Organism: Drosophila bipectinata
Lineage: Eukaryota; Metazoa; Arthropoda; Insecta; Diptera; Drosophilidae
Gene: Alg7
Product: Alg7 dolichyl-phosphate N-acetylglucosaminephosphotransferase
Biological process (GO): dolichol-linked oligosaccharide biosynthetic process; protein N-linked glycosylation
Cellular component (GO): membrane
Molecular function (GO): UDP-N-acetylglucosamine-dolichyl-phosphate N-acetylglucosaminephosphotransferase activity
Source: RefSeq, a predicted model, not a curated record